AACCGUGUUUACGUAACCAAUAACAACAAAGUAAUGUUUAAGCAAUAUUAGCGAUAGAAAAGAUGCAAAAACAAAAAUAUUAUAAAUUGUCUUUAUACGGAAAAUAAAAGGUUUUAGGAUGCCUCAAUAUGUUAAAUUACCACCGAAUCUUUGCGAUAAAAGUCAACUAUGUGGAAAAACGAUAUAUUGGAGAGACUAUUGUUCUAAUCAUAAGAAAAUGCAAAGAAGGCACAAGGACCCGUCGACAUUUAGAAGAAGCAAGAGUUUAACUAAAGACAUAAAAUUCGAGAGUUCAGCUAAACUUAAUGAAAACUUUGCAAGUAUUGACAAGAUUAUAGCAGAUAUGGAAAACACAACCUUAGAAAACGGUGAAAACAAUGAGACAUGUAAAAACAAAACAUUCGCAUCAAAAAAUGUAACUUUCAGUACUCCUCCGAAAUCUGCUGAUGUAUUGCUUUCUAAAAGGGUAUCUUUGGAACCACCAACAUCAUACUUUGGGAAACAUUUCAGAGAUGUAUCAGAAGAAAAUUAUAAAGAUUUCAACGGAGAGCAAAGUUUUUCAUUGGUACCUAUUCAAAGAACAAGCAAUGAUAAUGCAGUUUAUAUUCCAGCUCAACAUAAUAGAAGCAAUUCUUAUCCAGUUUAUCGACAAUUGUGUUCAAAUUGUUUAUCAUGCAGAUGCAAAGAAAGUGCUAAAGAUCCGGAUGUCUUACAACUUAAAAUGGACUCACAAAAACAGCUUAACGCCAGAUAUACAGACCCAAACGAAGACUAUAUCAACUACAGCACAUUUUUUCACGAUGCUAGAAGAAAAUCACGAGGUUACUUUAUUAUACAUCCAGAGUUUGUUUCAGAAAAUAAUAAAGCAACGCAAAGAAGACAACUUGAUGAAAAGUACAUUGGGCAGACCGUGCUGGGUACCCAUUAUAUCAACGCGUAACUUUUGUAACACUUUAAAAACACUUUUAUAUUUUUUAAGGUCUUGAAAAAAAUGUUAUUUGUAGGUAUAAAAUAAGAAUUUUUCGCAAGUUUAUAAUAGAAAAGAAAAAGUAAUUUUAGCGAGGUAAACUAAGGUCAA
Hydra vulgaris (swiftwater hydra) is the source of this 1078-nucleotide messenger RNA. RefSeq lists its product as uncharacterized. Gene Ontology annotation, biological process: proteolysis; DNA integration. Lineage: Eukaryota; Metazoa; Cnidaria; Hydrozoa; Anthoathecata; Hydridae. Gene Ontology annotation, molecular function: nucleic acid binding; cysteine-type peptidase activity. The record is from RefSeq and is a predicted model, not a curated record.